Eimeria maxima is the source of this 8607-nucleotide messenger RNA. RefSeq lists its product as hypothetical. The transcript is spliced from 14 exons. The coding region runs from base 1 to 8607 and encodes 2868 amino acids. The record is from RefSeq and is a predicted model, not a curated record. Lineage: Eukaryota; Apicomplexa; Conoidasida; Eucoccidiorida; Eimeriidae.
AUGAACGGCCGCUGGGGGGAUGGUGCCCCAGUUGCCUCCUCCGUUGCUGUGCCAUCCCCACAAAGGCAGCAGGUGUGCAUAGAAGCUCGAGCAGCUGCAGCGUGGCUAUGGGUUCAGUCGGAGGUCGCGGGCGCCUUUGAACGGUUUUCAAAAGACCUUCAGGCUAUUCACAGUCGGGGCCUCAAUGCGGCGGCAGCACUUGAAAGAGAUACUGCAGGGGUGCCUGGCAGUAGGGGGGCUGCAGGUAAACCUUCAGGUGCGGGAACCGCGCGAGACGCCCUCAAUAGUCUGCUACUUCUGUGUUCCGAGGCGGGAGCGGAGGCAGAUCGCUUCUCUGCAACCCUAAGAACAGGCGUACUGAAGCCUUUAGAAGAUGCUCUACAGCCGUUGUCGCGCGCUUAUGACGCCACGGGCCCUCCAAAGGCGGCCACUCACCUGCCGACGGAAUGCGGAAGUAGCGGAGAAGUGCAGAAGGCAGCGAGGAGGCUUCAGCUUGCGGAGGAGGAACUGACGAAGGCAGAGGCAAGCUUGCAAGAGCUUCGUUCCCUGUUUGGCUCCGCUGUUAAUUCCUCGCUGGAGCAAAAGGCAGUACAGCGCAUUUCGCGCGCCUCUCGCUUGAAGGUAGCGGCUCAAGAAGCUCUUCAGCAGGCCCUCUCAUCAGACGCAUCGAGACUGCAACAAGAUCCUUCAUCCUCAGCUUCUCAUCCGCUGGCUUCGUUGGAGCUGCACGGCGGCGCUCGCCUGCUGAAGGCGGCAGAUAGCGAUGUAUGGGCGGAGGCGGAAGGUUUACGACCUGAGGAUCACCAACGCCGAAUUUCUGCCGCUGUGCUGCAUUCGAUGAGGGCUGCUGGCAAAGCAGCACUAACGGCGCAACAGAGAAGCACAGGCUUCGUGCUGCACUACGUGCGGGAUCUGCAGCUGUUCGUCGCUGCUGAAGUUGCAGCUGCUAGCGCUUCGGGAAGCUUCACUGGAGGGACAGAGCAGGACGUGCUAGGUCAGGGGACGAGCGAGGAAUUAAUCUCUCGGCUGUACAGGCAGGCAAACGGAAGCGUCGAAAAUGCCGAGCAACGCACAAACGAGGCAACCCUGAGGAACUUGCUACUGCAUCAAGAGAAACAGCUUCAGGAGGCGCUGGCGGAGCGAGAUGAGCUGCGGCAGCAGAACGAGCGGCAACGGAAGGAGGUGGAAAACCAACAGAGGGAAAUCGAGGGGCUUAAGCGGCAGCUCAAAGAAGGAGCCGGUGCCGCGGCUGGUUUGCCGUCGCCUCGGAACCCGCGGCAAAAAGUGCGGAAGCAGGUGACUAUACACCUGGGGGACUCUGAUAACGAAAACACAUGGGUUCCUUCCCAACAGGUUGCGUACCAGGGGGGGGGCCGGGGGGAGUUGCAAGGGAGGGCUGACGAGGACCUAGGCUCCUCGGAAACGGCCGUGCAGCUCCCCGCAGUCAAAGCAGGCAGUGCCGGGGGGCCCAUCCUGGGGGCCCCUGACAACAGCCCUCCCUCUGCAACGCAUGCAAACAACAAACAACCUAUAGAAAUGGUUUGGGUGGACGUACAACUGAGAUACGAGGCGUUUUUGCUGUCCCUUCGCUCCCUUCCUCUCUUGAGCACGCCUUGUACGGCGAAUGAACUGAACAGCCAAUGGAUCCAUGGGAAGCCGCCUCAGUGGAGUGCAGGUGGCGGCGAGGCGUCUGCUCCCUCUCUGUCGUCUGCACAUCUUGGUGGCAGCACUCCUCGCCGGGAGGCGGCUCAGGAGAGUAUCCACUGGGCAGACCCAAAUUUCGCUUCGUCCGUUGCAGCGGCGGUGGAGGCCGCGGCAGACGCCACUUUACCACCCUUCCUCGUGCAGUGCUGCCGCCUUGCAGCAGUUGCUGCUGCACCCGCCAGCCCUGAACGCCCAUCUCUUCGCUCUAGUGGCGCCAGCCGCAUUUCGGUGCAACAGGUUCAAGGCCAAAUGUUGUCCAGCAGGCGGCAGCAGCAGCAGCACACAAAUGAAGGGUCAGCAGCUGGGCCGUUGGAGUGGAAAGAGUCAGACCUCCAAGUUCUGGCCUACGAGCUGCUCCUGCUUGUAGCAUAUCACUACUCGCAAUACUCCGCUGCUGCGGCAUUUCUGGCUGACGAGGAAGAGAUGUUACCCUCUUCUACCACCUGCCAAAGCGCGUCUCCUGAAGAACAGUGUCCUCCCACAACCGCUGCACCAGCUGCAGCCUCUCGGGUCUGGUUGCCCCGCAAGUCGCUGGCCCGCGCUAUGUCCAUUAAGUUGGGAACAGCCGUCUGCAGCGACUCGGAAGACCAUCACCAACAGCAGCAGCAGAAGCGAUCGCCUGAAGACGCUGGGGACGUUAGUGCAGUGGACACUUCGUCGCUGCAGCAGCAGCCUUGCCAGAGCGCAGCAGCAGCGCCAGCCUCUUCUCUUCAGCUGCGGAAGCCCCGAAAGUCGUUGGCGCGUGCUAUGUCUAUAAAGUUCGCACCUCACCACGAAGAUGCUGUUGAGGCUCCUCAUCCCCAGAACCAGCAACAGCAGCAGCAGGAGCAACAGGAGCGGCGGUCAAACAGUGCUGGUGGAGGAGGGCUCCUUGCUUCUUCUUGUGCGCCGUCGCGCGCAGGAGCUAGCCCAGUCUUCUCUGGGGGCUGUCACCCUUUCUCCAUUCCUCUUGGAGAGUGGCAGCAGCAAUUUGAAUCUCGGGGCCUCUAUUCGGGUUUCUUCUCUCGCCACAACCUCAACGUCCCGAGGCAGCGGCAGCGGGCAAUGAUGCACUGGCUCAACCCCAGUCCACUGCUACAGCAAUCAAACGAGGAGGUUUUGCUGCAGCUGUUGCAGCUUGCUCGAGUUUCCUUUGAGCUGCCGAGUUCCAGCAGCAACAAGCUGCUGGCUCUGUUGGCUCCGGUAUCCGACAGUGGGUUGGGCCCAACUCGCGGCACUUGCCUUCAUCCCUGCGACCUCCGCUACCGUGUCUUCCGUUUGAUGGAGGCCUGGCGCACUGCCCUCUUCCCCACAGCUCCGCCCUCGAGGGCGUUGCCUCGCAAGCAGGAGGAGCAGCAGCGGCAGCAGCACCGCGGGCGAUUCCUCCACGGCGCUGCUGCAGCAGCCAUUGGCAAGCUCGACGCCUCCUACGGAGUAAGGGGAGCCCUCAGGAGACGCGCUGGGGAGUCCACAGCCACUUCUGCCUCUUCCUUUGUCUUUCCCGCAGGAGGGGAAAGGCGGGGAGCUGAGGGGAGGCGCAGUUCCAUUAAAUCCUUGGCGGAACAACACCGAACCUCAACCCCCUCGGGAAGUGCCAACACGCCACAGCGCCGGAAGCAACUGGCAGGCGAUUUGGGGCCUCCCGUCCUCAUACAGCUCCCCCAAACUAAACGGCGUUCCAAGCGAUCCUCUGCCUCGGCAGCAACCGCAACAGCAGCGACACCGACAGCAGCUGCGAAUAAGCAAGAAACAGCGGGAGGGAUAGACUUGUAUAUAAGGCAGGAUCCUGUCUUUCGCUCCUUCAUAGACCGCCAGCUGCAACUUCUGCACGCCGCAGCCCUGUCUCGCUGCGCCCGCCUUUUGAAGUUCUUGCUGCCCCAAGGAGCAGGAACUGAACCAGCAGCAGCAACGACAGCAACAGAAGCAGAAAAAAUCAAGCGUUCCGCCGAUUAUGCUGCGAGGCCCGUGCCAUCAACCCCGUGGAGGCCGGUUUCGAUGCAGCAGCUGUACGCCCGCGAGAAGACCCGCAGUGAUGAGGAAGCCCUCCUGUAUUUUCUGAGGUCUCUUCUGCUGUGUCAGGGAGAGACGGCUAGCACUCAAGGGUCUCCUCAGGCCCCUGCCUUCUUGCUGUACUCCAAGGAGGAGACAGCGGCAGCUAUUGCUGCAGCAGCCCAGCUGCAGCUGCUGCCUCUGCGUCUGCUGUGCUGCUUCUACCACAUAUUCGCCUACAUAUUUGCGUUACAGCAGCUGCAGCGGCAGCAGUUGUGGGGCGAAGCGGAGGCCGCGGUGGUGGUUGAGGAGGUGUCUAUACACGUUACAGACGUUGCAGGCACUCCUGCAGGCACAGGGGAGGCGGAAGCCCCUCUAACGUGGGAAGUCCGUACGGAACAGAGACAAAGAGGAGGCAUGGAGCUGCUGCAGAUGCUGGAGCAUAAUAUGUCACAGGCGGCAGCCCUUGACUCCGCUCUUCGUUGCACUUUGGCUGCCAGAGGCAACAACAACCCCACCCUGAAGCAGCUCGCCAGCGGGGCCGCUCCUUCUGUUCCUCAGGGCGAUGCGAUGCAUCCAUCGCAACGCAUGCGGAGGCAGCAGAGUCUCAAACCGCCUGCGAACCUGCUGGGUGUGCCUGAAGUGCGCAGCGACUGUGGGGAUACAGCAGAUGAAUCCGACGGGAGUCUCGUCUGGGGCUCUGACGUUGAGGGAGUGAAAGGAGUGGGAUACGGAGGGGUGGCCCCUCCUCAAGGACAGGGAGAAAGCGCGGCCCCCCUUCACUUGGGCCUUGCUGGGUGCGCUCGUCGGUCGACCUUCCGGCGGCCUACGCUGAAGGCCCUGAGGAGGCGGACGUUGCGCACCCUGGAUACGGAAUCUUCAGCUGCCCGCGCUGCUGCUGCUGUGGCUGGCGUUCUCGACGGAGUUGAGCAAAAGCAGCAACUCUUGUGUCUACCUAGGGAGUUUCACCUAAGCGCCUACUGGUGCAUCGAUGUCCCUCUGCUGCUGUCCCUGCUUCUGCUGCUGGCGCGUUGCUGCACCGACUCCACCACUGCUAAUGGCCUGCAGCUAGGCGCUCCCUCCCUGGUGCAGGGGCUACUACUAGUGGCCCACGCAUCCCAAGUGGGAACCGAUCCUACCUGCCCGUCAGCAGAAGACCACACUGGCAGCAGCAGCAACAGCAACAAUGCCUCACUGCUUUUGCAGGCAUGCAGAGCAGGCAGCGGUUUCCCUGGAAUUUCUCUUGACUCUGUCUCGCUGCUUGUUGCUGCGUGCGUCUGGGCCACCGGCAUCAAAGUAUCCCCGAGCGUACGCCAACAGCAGCAGCAACACCAGCAACAGCAGCAGGUGACUCCCAGUCCAGCACGUACGGGGGAGUCGGCAGACUUCGGGCAACAGACUAGGGGCUCCUCUCAGGCCGGUGUCAUUGUGACUGAAAAGCCACCGGUUUCUUCCAUUUCCUUGGUGGAGCAGCAGCAGAAGCGGCAGUUGAUACAGCAGCUGACAUCUGUCUCCGUUUGCAUUGUGGAGCCUGCUCGAGUGGAGGUUGUCUCUUCUGCCUUGGAACUGCUACGGGACCUGAACGGCUUUCUCAAGAAACCUUCGGCACAGUGGGCGGAGGGAAAUGCAGAGGAAAUUGGGUGGGCGCUUGGCGGCAGCAAGAAGAAUGCAACCGUGGAGCAAAAGGGAGAGACUGCUGCGUCUGCUGCCGCAGGUGCGGCGCUCCCUGUUGCUCUACCUGCUUCUUCAACUGGUGGGGUGGAUUCGCUUUCUGCUUGCCUGCCAGCUACCCUUGCCGCCGGGCCUGCAGGUUUCGGGGCUUUAAUGAAGCAGGAGGCGGCCAAAGAAGGACUGAGCUCUGUUGCAAGAGAUGACAAGGGGGGCGGAAGCGGCGUGGAGUUAGUGGAGCUGCUACCCCAAGUGCGAGGGGAACGGCUGCUGCUGCGUAUCCGAGCGUCGUUGCUACAGCAGGAGGAGGAAAUCGAUGGAGGCCUCACGAUAGAACCAGCGCCCACAUUUGCGGGCUUGCUGAUGAACAAGCGGUGGCUGGGGGCCGACUGGUGGGUCAGCCAGGGCGAAGGAAAUGGAGACAGGUGCCAGCGAGCCCUUCGCAAGAGCCAGUGGGCCGCGUGCUGCUACGGGCUGUCCGCUCUGCUACCUUCCCGCGUUGAGUUGCAGCAGCAGGAGGUUUCUGCGCUGCAGCUUCUGGGGUCAGGAUUUCUUCUUCAGCUGCAGGAGCAGCUCCAAGACUACAGACGCCAUUUCGAGCCCCAGGCCCUUUCGUUGGCCCUUGCGCUGUGGGUACGCCUCGCGCAGCGGCUUGUGCUGCUGCCGUCUGCUACCCAGGAGCGGCAGCAGCAGCCACAGCCGCAGCAGCACCAGCAUUGGAACAAGUUGGAUGGCGGUUCUCUUUCCGAGAUGGGGACGCGAACUCUCGGUGUGAGCAGUGAAGCAUUUAGUGACUGGUCGAGGCAUACACAAGAGGCACUUCAGGCAGCGGUGGACUCCGGAUUUGGCCUUGGCCGACGAAAGAGCAGCAGAGAGAGGGGCGAGGCUUUGUGUGGGGAGGAUGGAGAGAGAGACGGCCUGGAGGAGAACGUGUGGGUGUGGGGCCUGCCCCAGAUCCUACGUGGUCCUUCUCCGCUCCAUGACAUGCUGCGUUGUUUCGUCUACCGCUCGCUGUCUGCUGCAGCGGGCAGGGUGUUGGGCCCGCCAGUUGCCGCGCUGCUGCAGCUGGCGAGAGAAGAGGGCCCAAGUGUAGGCGGAGGAGGUGGAGCAGGUGGCAACGCCGCGACACAGGGGGGUUGGGGGGAGCGUGGUGUAGAGGAUCAGGAGACACGGCAGGCGCCUACCUCCUCAGCCCCUGAUGCGGAGACGAGAGACGCAGAGACAGAAGUAGAGACAGAGACAGACAGAGUUCUGUGUUCGUUGGCUCAAGGCAUCAACAGCCUCUACAGCCAUGUGCAGUCCGAACUGCUUCUCUACGCCCCGGUCUUCGCUCCGCUGCUGCCGCUAAGAGGGGAGCAGCCGCUGUUGGUCUUAGCUGCUGCGAAGGCGGUGCUGCUGACGGUCCUUCCCCUUGUCUCUCGCUGCGCCGACAUGGCUGCUGCAGACCCCGAGCGGAAGGGACUUCCGGCCAAAGGAGGACGGGCCCUCUUAGCCGCACUCGCCACAUUUGAACGCCUCGCAGACCAAGUUUGUUUUGGGGAGGUUUUGUGUGUCUCCUUUCCGCGCGACUCUCCUCUGGAGCAGCAGGGCCUGCUGUCAGUUGUGGCCCCUCAGCUGUUUGCUUCCUUUUCGCUGCAUCUCAGCGGGCUGACGGAUCUGCUCUCGCAGGCUUUCCUCAGAGACGUUUACCUCCCAGCCAACCCGCCCCACGCUGUCUACAGCGAGAAGGCCAUAGACGGGUGGUGCUGCAUUUACGGGGUACUGGAGGCGGCCCUCGAUUCCUUCCUGCCCCUCCCGUGGCUAAUCCCUCGGUUGCUGCAGUUUGUUUCGGAAUUGCUGGCGGCCCUCAUCCGAAGCCUGACGGACCCGUGCAUCUCCCAAAGCGAAGGCCCGGGGGAGUGGGGCGGCCGUCCGCUGCUGCCGCUCCUGGCUCUGCGGCAGCUACAGAAGAACUAUUUCAGGGGAUUGCUAGAGGCCGGCGGGAGGAAAGCUGCUCUCUCCGCAUCUCCCUUCGUUGCGCACUUUCUCACGCUACAGCGGACGGCGGAGGAACGCACUCGAAAGCAACGCAGGAAGUCCAAGGGCUGGAGAGACCGAAUGACCCAGCUUGUAGGCGGCUGGGAGGAGGACAAAGUGCAGCACGGUUUGCAACGAGCAGGUUCGGCGUAUCUCUCUGGAAUAGAGGACGACAACAGCGGGGACAGCUCUGACCUGCAGCAGGAAGGGGGGGGGCCUGCUGAGCAAGGAAGAGGGGCCCUCAGGGCCCUCCCAUCCCGGCCGGUGGAGGAGGAUAAGGGUCGCUCUCGGUCUGUAUUUCGUCUCAUCUUUGGACCCAACGACAGCAGGGAGUCCUCGGCAAUGCGUGGAGGGGCCUCGGUACGCGGCGAGGUCGAGGGCGGGGGGGUUGGCGGUGGCCCAACGGCCUUGGGCCCCCCUCGUGUCUUUGGGUCUGGUUUGGAACGCCUUUCUCCAGCUGUAUGUCAGCUGCUGUCCGCUGUUGAUGCCCUGACGGACUGGGAGGCUCUGCGCCAGAAGGCGGCGUUGAGUGGAGGCCAACGGCCUACCAGCGGUCUGCAACGGUGGCUGGUCCGGCUGCACAUUGCUGCUUUAUACCUGCAACGGCUGCCGAAACUGCGCGAGAAGCUUCUGAAGGACCUCGAAAAGAGAAUCCUCGCACGCUCCCCCAAAGACGUCGAGGUGGUGCAGCAGUUGCGCUUGCUGCAAGAACGGGGAGGCACAGUGGGCGGCACAGCAGCAGCAGCACAGGGAAAGCAACCCAGCGACUUGCUGAUGCUGCGGCAGCAAGAGGAACUUGCAGACCUCAGCGCAGCUGUCGAUGAAGCCCUGGAAGGACUUAGUCAAAAACUCACCGAGACCGCCAAGGAACUGUGCAGGCAGACAGUAGAGGCAUUCUUUUGUGCUGCUCCGUUGGAGUGGCAAGACGAACUCGCGUCGGCUGUCUUGCGCUGUCUAGUGGAGGCCUGGUGUCUGCUGCUGGCAGAUUGGGGUUAUGGAGGCCACUGCUACGAGGCAAGCGAACUGGAGGUUCUGGAGGCAGAUCUUGACUCUCUGCGUCAGUAUGCAGCAGACAACGAAGUGUCUCUCGGGGACGACGGAGAAAUGUUGGAUCGCGUGAACGAUUUCUUAGUGAUGCUGGACGCCGAAGGCCGCUGCCUUGCUGCUGCAGAGCAGCUGGCGCGCCAGCAGCAGGAGUCGCCGCAGCAGGAGCUUUCUGGGGAUUCUCUAGACAGGAAUGGAAAAACGUAA